Molecule: messenger RNA, 453 nt
Organism: Neoarthrinium moseri
Lineage: Eukaryota; Fungi; Ascomycota; Sordariomycetes; Amphisphaeriales; Apiosporaceae
Exons: 3
Coding region: 1-453 (150 amino acids)
Source: RefSeq, a predicted model, not a curated record
AUGUCUCUGCACUACCUUCCCCCCGUCAAGCCCUCGGCCAUUGCCCUGGGAACCAUCUUCAACCACUCCAUUGAGCUGGCUGUCCUGACCCCUCUCUUCGGCCAGACCUACAACCGCGCCAAGAUCGCCAACACCAAGGAGGAGUUCAUCCGCUCCAAGGAGGCCACCGGCGCCGCCGUCGCCUGGGGCACGUCCCUGGUCGGCUCGGCCCUGCAGUCGUACGGAGUCGGCGCCCUGAUCAACGCCACCGGCACCCUGAGCUACAAGGGCGCCGCCUACCUGGGCGCCCUCAUCUUCGCCGCCACCUCGGCCCCGACCUACCUGGCCCAGAUCUUCACCGAGAAGCGGCCUACGGACACGGUCGCCGUCGGCGCCCUCGCCAAGCUGUUCGAGACGGUCGGCCUGGCCACCUUCCUGACCUGGUGGGGCACCAGGACCAACCCCUUCGAGUAA